This is a messenger RNA of Linum tenue, 2293 nucleotides long. NCBI's taxonomy places the organism in Eukaryota, Viridiplantae, Streptophyta, Magnoliopsida, Malpighiales, Linaceae. The record is from the annotation of a GenBank genome assembly.
AUCGAGUCGGAGAGCAAAUCCAGGAUGUGUUUGUUUGGUCAUUUUCCAAAGUUUCAGAAACCCAAAAUUCAAGUGUGAGGAAGAUGAGAAAAAACAAAAUCGACAGUUUCCAUAACAUUUUUUAAAAAAAGGAGAAAUUGGAAGAGGAAACCAAACAUCCCUAUAAAGUAAUAAUGGUUUCACCUUUAUUUAUUCACUUCCUUAUUGCUGGCUACCAGAGAGGAAACAGUACUCCAUUGCCUUCCUCCCUCUUUCUCUGCUCUGCUCUGCAUAAUAUAACCAACCAAACAACAAAUCUCCCUUCUCUCUCUCCCUUCUCCUCCACACUCUCGACGUGAAUUCCCACUCUCAGACUUCUCAAUCUUCACACACUGAGAGAGCUCUCUUCCCCCUUUUCAUGUCUGUGCCCUUGGAGCAUGAUUACAUAGGCGAUUCUUCAAUGGAGAAAACAGGGGAUGUUAGUAUUAUCACACCGCAACAAAAGAGCACCACCAAAUUCGCCUCUUCUCUCAGCAUGAACCUGAAAGCCACAGAGCUGAGGCUCGGGCUACCCGGGUCCGAGUCGCCGGAGCGAGACGACGGCAGCAGCGCUGAGCUCUGCAUCGGCUUGCCCAGCAGCAAGUCCUCUGUUUCCAGACCCAAGAGAGGGUUCUCCGUCGCCAUCCACGGCGGCUCCGGCAACUGGGUUUUCUCCCCCGGCGCCGGUGGACCGGAUAACAAUUUCUCCUCCCCCAGAAACAACCCCGCCGCCGCGAAUUCCGAGCAGGCUCCCAAAGACGGCGGGCUGCCUCCUCAGUCGUCGCCGGCGACGGAGAAGAAGAAGGCUCAGGCUGCCGGUUCCGGCGCCGGUCCAGCUUCUAAGGCACAAGUGGUGGGAUGGCCGCCAAUUCGUUCGUUUCGAAAGAACACCAUGGCUUCCCAUCCUACUCCGAAGAACAGCGACGUGGUGGAAGGAGGCGACCACAACCCUAACUCAGGGGGAUCGGCAUCGUCGACAUCAGCUUGUUUGUAUGUCAAAGUCAGCAUGGACGGGGCGCCAUAUCUCAGGAAAGUCGACCUCAAGACUUAUGGCGGCUACAAGGACCUCUCUCUUGCUCUCGAGAACAUGUUCAGCUGCUUCACUAUUGGUCAAUGCGGGUCUCAUGGCGUUGCUGGGAGAGAUGGAGUGAGUGAGAGUCGACUGGUGGAUAUUCUGCAUGGUUCUGAGUAUGUACUCACCUACGAAGAUAAAGAUGGUGACUGGAUGCUUGUUGGUGAUGUCCCUUGGAAGAUGUUCAUCGACUCUUGCAGAAGGCUGAGGAUCAUGAAGAGCUCGGAGGCCAUUGGUCUCGCACCAAGGGCGUUUGAGAAGUGCAAAAGCAGUAACUAGCAUGAUCAUAACUGCUGGAUCCAAACUGAAUGCAACCCAUAUGAAUACUCUGCUGCCUGCUUUGGAUCUGGGAAAAGCUUCUUCCUUUUUUUUUUUUUGGUUCAUGGAUCCAAAUAGAAUGAGGAUCCACCCCCACUUUUUGUCCUUACUUUGGCAUAUAUAUUAAUAUUGUUCUAUAGUGUUUGCAUUAGAUUAAAAAAACUGUUAAGUUUGCUUGGCUUCAGAUGUAUUGUUAUUAUUAUUUGUGCUGAUCUUCCUGGAUAUCAUCAUGAGUGUCCCCCCUUCCUUCCCUACCUGCAAUUAUUAUUUGUGUGUAAAAUUUGUUUCUUUGCUGCAGCUUCCUCUUUUCCUUUUGUUUUCUGGGUUGCCCUUUUUCUUUUCUUUUCCUUUCCCCUCCCCCAAUUUUCUGCCUUUUGUCCCUCUCUAGCUCACUGUGCCCUCUGAAAAGAAGCAAAGGAAGUGAGAGGGAGGGAGGAAAGAUGAUGGUGGUUGGGGGGACAAAUUCAAUUGCAAAGCCAAGCCCACCAAUGGGGUGUAGUCUAGUCUAAGUCUAGUGCAGUCUAAUACAGGAGAGAGUGUGUUGAUGGAUUGAUUUGAUAGGCGGCUGCUGCUAAAUAAUCUUUUCAUCAGGGGUAUCUGCAAUGUGCUGCAGAAUUCUUUCUUUUCUUCUUCUUCAGGAACCAAUGAAACUGAGGCAGCCCAGGGUGCUGCUGUUUGUCUCAAUCUGGAUGGAUGGUGAAUGAAAAGGGUUGUUAGCUGUGACUUGAGUGAAUGUGGAAGUGAAAUUUCAUUGUCUGGUGGAUUCAUGAAUGAUCUUGGUGUAAGAGGGGGAAGUUGAUGUGAUGUGAAUGAAUUGAGUCUUUUCUGGGGCUGUAAAUAAGUUAAAGAUUAGGUUUUUGGCUCAUUGUUCACAGGGGGAGAAGU